AUGUCAAAGUCAAAAGGUAAAAAUUGCGAAGAUGGGGAAAUUCUCCACGGCUAUUCUGCUGAGCGUGAAAUCCCACAGUGGUUUUGCAGUCAUACUAGUAUUGGGAAUUCAGUGCAAUUAUGGCAACCUCAAGAGUUGUGUAAUGAUCCUGAUUUGAUGGGAUUGGCACUAUGUGGUCUUUUUCACUUUACCAGGCAUCCAACUGCUGUUCGUAGGAAUUCUGAUUCGAGAAUUUUUAAGUUUUUCCCAUUCAAAUGUUUUUUGCGGACGAGCUCUUGCCCCAUGCGUUUAGUGUGCAAUGGACUUCUAGGUGAAGACAAUGAACUCAUUUCGUUAAAUCAACAUACAUUCAUUUGGAUAUUGUUCGUCCCAUAUACGGCGCAUUCACAUCUGUGGAGUCAAAGCACUUGGUUUAAUUUCUCGUUUACAAGCUCUAGUGCAGAUUUAUAUGCGAAAAAUUGUGCGAUCAAUUUAGUAUACCGGCAAAAUAUGGAAGAGUUAACACGUAUAAUGGCACGAUACUCUAGCACUGCCCCAUUUGAUAGGUUCCUUGACAACACUCGCGAUCCCGAAAAAGUAUACUAUAUAUGGGACAACUUUCCAGAGAUAUUCGUUGAAGCUACGAGCUCUAGUGAGUACCUACACCCUCAAAGGUUAUUCAUUUCUCAAGGGGAGACUAGUGGAACUGCGCAGUAUUCUUAUGAGGAUGACCCGUACCCUGAUAACCAGUUCCGGUACUUUCAUCCGUCCACUCCGUAUGAUUUUUGCUUCCCCACAAGAGGAACUCUAAAGUGGUUUAAUCAUCAAAGUCGCGGGCACUCAAUCUCAAUUGACAUAACCUCAAAUUUGUACGAUGACAGUAAUUGGCUGGGGUUAGCACUAUAUGCUUCUUUUUCUAUUGAUAGGGAUGGCACCAAUUUUAAAAAUAUGGUUUCAAUUUCUUCGCCUCACUUCCUAUAUUGUCAAUUCGAGUUGAGUAGUGCUAGUCUGGAUCAAAUCCAUUAUUGCCGCAUUGACAAUGAAGAAAAACUAUUGUUAUAUAUUCAAUAUGGAUUCAGUUGGAUAUCCUACAUACCAGGUGAGGCAUUUAAGGAUAUGUUGAAUCAGUGCGACCAUAUGAAGGCUUCAUUUGUAAGUGAUUUGCCGGGUGUGAUAGUGCAAAAAUGUGGGCUUCGUCUUUUGUACCAGCAUGAUGAGUUACAAUUUGAGCGAGAACUACAACAUUGCAACACCUUGAUGUCUCGAUAUCAGGAUUUCAAACGAUGGCUUUUGAAUAAAAAAACUGUGCCUCGUGAUGUUGACACGAUUUCAGAAAGAACUGAAAUUUCUGGAGUGAAUGGUAUAACUAUUACAAUUCCUGAAAUUGAGCAGCUGGAUGAACACUCCCUCUAA
This is a messenger RNA of Quercus robur (English oak), 1392 nucleotides long. RefSeq lists its product as uncharacterized. The transcript is spliced from 4 exons. Bases 1 to 1392 code for a protein of 463 amino acids. NCBI's taxonomy places the organism in Eukaryota, Viridiplantae, Streptophyta, Magnoliopsida, Fagales, Fagaceae. The record is from RefSeq and is a predicted model, not a curated record.